AUGGGAUCAUGCGGCGAAGGUAAGCCGGUCAGCAUCGCUGUCAUUGGCGCAGGAACGAUUGGCGCGAAUCAUGCUCGCAGGCUUGCGCGCACAACCGACACUGUGUUGGAUUGUAUCGUUGACCCUACCACUCAAGGACAGAUUCUGGCCGCUGAGCUCCAAGUUGCCUGGUAUUUUGAUGCAACACAAAUGCUAGAGUCGCAUGAACGGGUACCUUCGGCGGCGAUCAUCAGCACCCCUAACAAAAUGCAUGUUCCCAUUGCGAUGGCCUUGAUACCGCACCACAUACACCUAUUAAUUGAGAAGCCAUUGUGUACAUCUGUGGUGGAAGGCCAGAUGCUAUUAUUCGAAGCUCGUAAGAACGACGUCGUGGUUGCAGUAGGUCAUCACCGGCGGCACAAUCCAAGGAUACAAGCAGCUUAUCACGCCUUGAGGAAUGGAAGCAUAGGUCGCAUUCUUGCAACUUCUGGACUGUGGGUGUGUUCGAAGCCAGCGUCGUACUUCGACGGUGUUGGGGCGUGGCGCGGCGGGGCGCAGGCAGGGAUAAUCUGGAUCAACCUCAUCCAUGAAAUCGACUUGCUACAAAUGCUUGUAGGCAGGAUAGAGCGUGUAUACGCCGAGCGUGCGCCAUCAUUACGCAGUGACCAAUCAUCUUCCAUUUCACCGGAGAGCACUGAGGGUCUAGCACUUACACUGCGCUUCGCUAAUGGUGCAGUGGGAACGUUCCUAGCGCUGGACAAUGCUCCGAGUCCUUACUUCAUGGAGGCUGGUACAGGCGAGAACUCGAACUUCCCAUACAGCGGCCAGGACAGCUAUCACAUGUUUGGCGAUGUAGGCUGUAUGACAGUGCCUCAUGGCAAGAUCUGGCGCCCGGAGAAUGCCGCAGAUGGGCGAAACAGCAAGAAUGUGCUCGAGCAGCUUCCAGAAAGCAACGUCGAAGAGAAUGUCUACGAUCGACAGCUCAAGAACUUUGUGGCGGCUGUACGCGGUGAGCAGAUUCCAUUAUGCGCAGGUGAGGAUGGCCUGCUUGCUGUAGCAGUGUGUGAAGCGAUCCAGGAGUCGCUGAGUACUCUCAAGUCGGUGCCGGUCCCGCUUCCAACGCUAGGGUGA
Messenger RNA from Recurvomyces mirabilis, 1110 nucleotides. RefSeq lists its product as uncharacterized. The transcript has a single exon. The coding region runs from base 1 to 1110 and encodes 369 amino acids. Lineage: Eukaryota; Fungi; Ascomycota; Dothideomycetes; Mycosphaerellales; Teratosphaeriaceae. Gene Ontology annotation, molecular function: nucleotide binding. The record is from RefSeq and is a predicted model, not a curated record.